UUGCUACUCCAGCUGGACCCUGGCAACAUGACCUCCAAUUCCCAACUACCGACACCACAAACACAUUGCCAAACCGACACAUCUCCGCGACAAGCUCCAUGACGAGCUCAAUUUGUCUGGAUCCAUUUCCAUGACGACUCCUCGUGCGCCUUGAGCAGUCCUGAACAUGGCGACAUCCACUACCACCACCACCACCACCCUUCCGGCCUCCGUGCUGCCCCCAAUGACGGCCUCCGAGCUCAAGACCCGCCUCAAUACGAGCCUCUCCAAGGUCGGCGAGAAGACAGCCUUUGCCUGUGGCGAGUACCACGCCGGCCUCCCAAAUCCAGGCCUCUCCAUCCACGGCUACGGCGAUGUCGGCCUGCCCCUCUCGUCCCGCGACGCCGACGCCAUCAUUGCCCGCUGCAAGCAGAGCGCCUUUGGAAAGGGCGAGCACACAAUCGUCGACGACUCGGUCCGCCGCAGCUGGGAGCUUGACCACCACCAGCUCACCCUCCGCAACCCCCGCUGGCCCGCCGCCAUCCGCGGCCUCGUCCCCGUCAUCCACAAGAAGCUCGGCCUCGUCUGCGCCGCCCACCACGUCCGCGCAGAGCUCUACAAGCUGCUGCUCUACGAGGAGGGCGCCUUCUUCAAGCCCCAUCAGGACUCGGAGAAGACGCCCGGCAUGUUUGGCACCCUCGUCGUCGCCCUCCCCUCGUUUCAUGCCGGCGGCCAGCUCGCCCUCCGCCACGCCGGCGAGACCAUGGAUUUCAGCACUGCCGAGACCUCCGAGUUUGACUUCUCCUGGUCCGCCUGGUACGCAGACGUCUUCCACGAGGUCAAGCCCGUCACCAACGGCUUCCGCCUCGUCCUCACCUACAACCUCGCCAUCGACCCCAGCCACGCAGCCACGCUUACUGCCCCGCCCUCCGACAGCGUUCACCAGAACAUGCUCCGGCAGACCCUCCGUGACUGGUCCGCACGGGUCGACCGGGGUGAUAAGCUGCCCGUCUGUCUUGUCCAGAAACUCUCACACCAAUAUACCCUCGCCAGCUUGAGCCUCGAUAGCCUCAAGGGUGCCGACCGUGGUCGCGCCGAAGCCCUCAAGACUGCCGUCGAGGCCACAGGGUCUGUCCUCCUCCUUGCAACCGCACAGCUCAUGGUCGAAAAGGACGAUGAGAAUGACGACGAAAUCGACCGCACAAAGACCCUCCAGGACCUUCGAACGCUUGACGGCAAACAAAUUCCCGAUGUUGAACCAGAAUACACCGCGGAAAUUGCGCUUGUCCAUCACGAUUUUGACGAGGACGAAGCCGACGACGAGGAACACUCGGGGUUCACGGGCAACGAGGGCGCGACCGCCACAUACUGGUAUCGUGAAGCGGUCUGCAUAAUCAUCCCUGCGUCCAAUGUCGACGCCUUCAUGAUCCAGGGACACGAAGGCUGGAAGUGGGCCACCAGCCAGGUCGCCAAGCUUCUGAAAUCAAGCGGCGAUGGAGCGUCAGAAAAGGAACGGCUUGUGCGCCUGUGCAAGUACAUCACGAAGCGAGCUGCCGACGAGAUCGCGUCUCACGCCAAGGGGUACGCGAUGCAGUACUGGCAAGGAACUCUUGGCUCCAGAGACGAAAGAAAAGCUUGUUUGACCCAAGUGGCUCACGCAGCCCUCGUGCUUGACGUCUUGCCUGUCUACGAUAGUGCGGUCGAGCUGGGCAUAGUUCCGCCCCAGGAAUGCUUCGAGCGGAUGGGCGCAAUGAUUGCCGAGAAGCACAAGGAUGACAUGCGAUCCAGACUUGCCACUGCUCUAAAGCUUGUGCCUUCGGCCGAGGAGCGUUACAUCCGGCUCGAGCAUGCGCUGCAAGGUUUUGACAGGACACUUUCGCCUCCAAAUGACCCGAGCCGCAAAGGCGACCGCGAUACUCUCGAAGCCGAGUGCUGCACCACGGUAUUGGAGGCCGAGGGCCAGAUGAGCAAGGAGGAUGGAACUGCCGUUGCUCAGAUGGUUGCCAAACUUUCCGCAAGCGCCGAAACCAGCAGGACCGAAUUGGUGCGAAUCCUUCUCACAAAGUCUCUGGCUGCUCAGGCUGGUUUCUGCCUCCGCUGGGCGGACCGAGUAGACCCGACUCAGUGCAGCGACGACGACUACUGCCGGGUGCUAGUCUGUGCCUUGAACGGUUUCUGGUCGCAGUUCGGGUCGUCCAGCCUGAAUGGCGGCCUCGUCUCGAAAUCCGGCACCGAGUCGGUUGUGCCUUUCAACAGCACGGAACUCGUGCAGGGCAAAGACAUCGCUCGGCUAUUGGCAGCGACAGUUGAUCUACAGCGGAGUUCGAUAAACCAUGACCAGCCAGCAUUGCAAUUGCAGCAAAAUAUUGAGCAGAUCCUGGCGAAACUGGUCGACAUGUCUGCAGCCAUGGAGGCUUGCGACCUGCGCGCGGUCUGGGUUCCCUUUGCCACCCUCGUUGCAGCCAAGGAGGUACCGUGCCUCCUGACGCCAGACAACCGAUACUCUGACGCUGCCGUCAAGAUUGCUCAGAACGUAGUACGGAUCUACGUGACCGUGGAUCUGGGCGUCAAGCCAACGCAGCCAGUGGACUGGACCAAACCACGAGUGGGAGGGUGCAGCUGCAAGGACUGCGAGGCUGUAGACCAGUUCCUCGCCUCGCCGACAGAGCAGGUUGCGGAGUUCGCACUGGUGCAGGAGCGUCGCAAGCACCUGGAUUACAAAUUCGAGAGUAAUGGCAACAGCAGGAGAGGCUACCUCUACUGCACGCGGACGCCAAGCGGCGAUUACUCUGUUGACACGGUCAAGACACGUCUUCCGCACCGCUGGCGGAUUACCAAGAACCACAAGUCGUACAACGAGAAGCUGGCCUCGUGGAAUGCCAGGGCCAAGACAGUGCGGACGGUGCUCUCGGGCAUGGGCAAGGGCCAAACCCUGGCGGAGCUGCUCGGCAUCGACAUGGAGAGGGCCAUUGCGCGGGAAGACUGGAGCGCCCUCUUCACAGAUAUGCAUCUCAAACAUCAAAGUGUUCCGGAAUCGCCCGUGGGAGGACAGCCACUGACACCAGCUCGUCAACCCCUCUUGCCAUCUUCUGCAGCCUUGAAUGGCAAGCGCCUUGCGCCUGGUGGCGGGUUUGGGCCGGGGCAGUCAUCGAAACGCGUCGCGAGCUUCGGGUCUAUGCCGAGGGAUAUGAGCACCGACGUGAUUGAUCUGACUGACGACUGAGACUGGACGUUGUGUCGGCGGGAUCGUGUACGAGAC
Microdochium trichocladiopsis is the source of this 3238-nucleotide messenger RNA. RefSeq lists its product as uncharacterized. Bases 167 to 3202 code for a protein of 1011 amino acids. The record is from RefSeq and is a predicted model, not a curated record. Lineage: Eukaryota; Fungi; Ascomycota; Sordariomycetes; Xylariales; Microdochiaceae. The transcript is spliced from 4 exons.